This is a messenger RNA of Tetrapisispora phaffii CBS 4417, 1038 nucleotides long. RefSeq lists its product as uncharacterized. Lineage: Eukaryota; Fungi; Ascomycota; Saccharomycetes; Saccharomycetales; Saccharomycetaceae. The transcript has a single exon. The record is from RefSeq and is a predicted model, not a curated record. Bases 1 to 1038 code for a protein of 345 amino acids.
AUGAAGUUAAAGGAAGUGAGAGAGAAGAUUUGUGUACAUCAACAUUGUACAUCACAUCAACGAUUGCAACGGUGCAAAGUUUACGAAAUGACUGAAUCUCGUGGAAUCUGUUACCGUGUGGUGAAUGAAAUCCCUUCACACCUUAAAUUAACAGACUCCGAAUCAUUUGUCUAUAUUAAGAACCCCAAGUACCACAUCGGCGAAGGGAUUGCUGGCAUUCUGACUCUCCCACAAUCGAUCCCUAAUUGCAACAAGACUAUAAAAUUUGUCCUGCUGCUGCAUGGGAUGCAAUCGCAUAAGAAUGCCAUAUACCAACCCAGAUUGGCAAAACGAUUGGCACAGUUAGGAUACAUGGUAUUGCGAAUAGAUUUCAGAAAUAAUGGUGAUUCUGAAUCUAUUGUGGACGAUAAUAAAGGUAGGUGCUUACAAAGAGAUUUAGAAGAUAUUGAAACGAUAUACGAUCUUGUCACGAGGGAAAGCAAGUUAUUAUUAGGAGGAGGUGAGAAUGAGUUAUCCUUUGAUUCGAUUGUUUCGCAUUCUAGGGGUGUGAUAUCGAUGUUUGAGUUUGUUAGAACUACUAAAGCAUGCAUUAGAAACUUGAUAAAUUGUUCAGCAAGAUAUGAGGGCUUGACUUUAUAUGAUAAACUAACGAAACAACACCCUAACUGGAUACUUGAUAAUGGGUACGAGGCAACCCUUCUACAGCACAAUAAAUUUGUCAAACAGUGGAUAUACAAAGAUGAGAUGUUGAGUUUCAUAAACGCAAGCGAAGAUAAUUUUAAGCAAAUCGAUCCUCAAAUCAAUUUAUUGUCAUGUUACGGCGCUCUCGAUGAUGUUGUACCCCAAAGUGCUCCUUCCCAAUUUGCCACACUGUUCCAUGACCAUCACCAUAAACUAGUAAUAAUCCCAAAUGCUAAUCACAACUACUACGGUCACUCAAACGAUCCAAAUAUACUCUUUAAACCACUUAAUAAAGGUAGAGUUGACUAUAACGAUGACUUAACAUCAGUAUUGGUUUCGUUCAUUGCUGCCGGGUAA